AAUCUUCCAAUCCCGGGCUGGCUGCCUAACUCACUCCACCUACCGGCUUAGUCUUCCUGCGCUCCAGUGUCUCUGCUCUGCUCUGCCAGCGCUGAUCUCGCCUUCCUCCUGCCCCUGCCCCUCUCUGUUGCCCCGUGUGUCUGUUGCCCAUCGCACCCCUCCCUCGCCCCCGCCCCCAGCCAGCGUCCCACCCUCCCUCUGUGCCGGACCGGACCUCUGAGUCUGGUGAUGGUAGCUCUUUCUCCCACCCGUUCAUUGACGGCUGCCUAACUCCCCGAGAGCAGGACGCUGGCGGUUGGGAAGUGUCAGCUCUGGUGAUCUACUGAUACAACAGCCUGUUGCUCUUCCUCUCCCGCCGGGGACAUGAACAGCUCUGCCCCGAUCGCCUCGGCUGCUCGACUUCACCGAGGAGAAGCUAAUUUCCGGAGGGCAGCCGAUCCCUGCUCCAUGCCCCAGCACUGAAGAGCGGCUGUAGACCACACACCAGACCCCAGACCCAGGCAGCGGCAGAGGGCUCGGACAAAUGAGCAGACAUCCGCCCGUGGCUCCCCCCUCGUCCAGCUCCCCGACCACCCUGAUUUGAUGAUCCUUCACUUGGUCAUGUCAAGCCACACGGACCUCCUUACGGACCUGACGUUCCCGGAGAGGUUGCCGACUCCGGACCGCCUGAGAGCCGCAAAGAGGCGGCGGGCGCAGCAACUGAAGAAAUGGGCUCAGUACGAGAAGGACAUGCAGAACAAAAAGAGGAAAACGGACAAGAAGAAAAGCGCUGGGAAUCACAGGCGGGUCACGUUCACGCCCAGCAUCACCCUGCUGGAGGCUUCCUCCCGCAACGACCUGCAUGAAGUGACCCACUUACUGAAGAAAAGUAUAAAUCCAGACCUGUGCAAUGAAGACGGACUCACUGCGUUACAUCAGUCUUGUAUCGACAACUUUGAAGAUAUGGUGAAGCUGCUCCUGGAGUUUGGGACCCAAGUGGAUGCGACGGACAACGAGCUGUGGACGCCAUUGCAUGCAGCAGCAACGUGCCGGCACCCCAACCUGGUGAAGCUCCUGAUAGAGCGGGGAGCGGACCUGUUAGCGGUCAAUGCAGAUGGGAACAUGCCCUAUGACCUGUGUGAUGAUGACCAGACACUGGAGCUCAUUGAGACAGCGAUGGUUAACCAAGGGAUCACUCAGGAGAAGAUUGACCAAAUCCGCACGGCGGUGGAACAGCAGAUGAUUGGCGAUGUCAAAGAGGCCGUUCAGAAGGGCACUGAUCUCAACGCGAGAGAUGCACAGGGAGCCACCUUGCUACACGUGGUCGCUGCCAAUGGUUACUGCACAGUUGCUGAGAUACUGCUUGAACAUGGAGCGAAGGUGAACAUCAAGGACCGCGAUGGUUGGGAGCCACUGCACGCAGCUGCCAGCUGGGGACAGAUGCAAAUUGCAGAAUUACUGACAGCUAACGGUGCAAGCCUGAAUGCCAAGACCUACUUGAAAGAAACACCAAUUGAUCUUUGUGAGGAUGAAGAGUUCAGGACGUUGCUACGACAGCUCAAACACAAACAUGAAAACAUCCAGAAGUCGCAGGGAAAGAACAAGUCGUCUCUGACCAGGAGAACAUCUAGUGCUGGAAGCCGAGGAACAGUGGUGCGGAGAGCCAGCGUGUGUGACCGGAAUAAUUUGUACAGGAAGGAGUGUGAGCAGGAAGCAAUUAUCUGGCAGCAGAUGGGACGGAAAGAAAUGGAGAAGGACGCGGCCAGCAGCGAUGGAGAGGAUAAAGAUUCAUCCAAAGAUCAGGAGAACGUGAUGCCGGACCAACCCAAGGCCUCGCAGACCAGUGAGGUGGAACAAACAGAAUCCAUGGAAAAGCCGUCAGAUGCCGGUGGGGGAAGCAACAAGCUAUUGGAUCCUGGUGGGGGAAGCAACAGUGCGAUCUCUACUCCGGCCUCCCAGCGUUCAGCCUCUCGGCCCCCCACCGCAGCGGACAAGGUGAACGGACAGGUUCCACAUGAGAGUUGCGACGUGAGCCCUUCGCCGCAGCUCAGCGGGGACAGGAGCUGCCAGACGUUGUCAGAGCUGAAGAGGCAGCGGGCAGCGGCCAAACCGAGGAAGCAGUUGUCUCAGGAUGCCGCGCUGCCAAACGGCCAGAGUAGUGUCUCGGAAAGUGACCGACUGCCGCCAAAGAGCUGCCUGGUGGGCUCGCCAAGGACAUCAGCGCUCAGUUCCAACGGUAGCUCCGUCUACCACCCUCACCGCGGCGGCGACCCUCCGAUACUCAGACUUAAGGCACCAUCGGAGGAGCCGGAGGUGAAGAGACAGGGCUGCUGUAGGAUUGUGUGAUGGCGGAGAAGGAACGGGAAGAGAAAGCUGCUGCUUCAAGUUGCAUUUGAUGGAAACGGCUGCUUGGGAGACAAGGUUGGCAUUGGGACUUCCACCUGAAAAUACUGGCACGAGACUGUUAACUUAAGCACUAUUUUAAUGCAAUGACUGUGGAGUUCUUCAUACUGUUGGGGUAAGAGUGAAUGACUGAGUAAUUGACUGGAACUUUUAACUCUCCAUAGGAUACAGGUUGCGCAUUGUAUCUUCUGGAGUUACAAUAGACAAUAGGUGCAGGAGCAGGCCAUUCGGCCCCUCGAGCCAGCACCGCCAUUCACUGUGAUCAUGGCGGAUCAUCCAC
Messenger RNA from Amblyraja radiata (thorny skate), 2662 nucleotides. RefSeq names its product protein phosphatase 1, regulatory subunit 16B (gene ppp1r16b). NCBI's taxonomy places the organism in Eukaryota, Metazoa, Chordata, Chondrichthyes, Rajiformes, Rajidae. Gene Ontology annotation, biological process: regulation of sprouting angiogenesis; establishment of endothelial barrier. Gene Ontology annotation, cellular component: cytoplasm. Bases 583 to 2325 code for a protein of 580 amino acids. The record is from RefSeq and is a predicted model, not a curated record. The transcript has 11 exons. Gene Ontology annotation, molecular function: protein binding; enzyme inhibitor activity; myosin phosphatase regulator activity.